AUGCGCCAGGCCACAGCACUGGCACAGCGCAAGGCGCGUGCUGUGCGGCUUCUGGGGAGCGAGGAUGUACCUGGCAUCGGGCUGCCGGAGCUGAUGGCUCGGCUGCAGGAGACAGAGGGCAUUGCUCUCACAGGAGAGCAAGCUUUGGCCAUGGCCGAAGCCGUUGGCUUCACGGAAGAGCCCUACUUCUUCCGCUUCGACGAUCUGAACUCCGAGGCCUUUGACAAGAAGCUCCUGAGCAUCCAAGCUGAGGCUCAAGCAAAGGCCAUGGAAGCCAAGCGCGCCGAGGAGGCAAAGGCCCGAGCGGCCCAGGCUCAGGCCCAGGCAGCCGCGAGCGCUUCAAGCGCUGCCAGCUCUGCAAACGCGACCCAAGAGGUGGUCAACGAUGAUCGAAGCUUGGGACCGAGAAUCACCAGCUGCCUUGCCUACAUCUUGCCGCUGACAGAGGCGUUCAAGCUCAUGUUCCCCCUGAUUCAGAUCUUCCCUCCGUUGGGCAUUAUUUUCGGACCCAUUACGCUGGCGACACUUCUUCUGAACUAUGUUCCAUUUGUCCCUUUGCUGCUCUUCGUACUCUUCAUCGUCCUGGCGCAAUCAAAAGACAACGUACCCAGAUUACUUCGCUUCAACCUUGAGCAGGCAGUGCUAGUGGACAUGGCGCUGACAAUUCCAAGCUUCAUCCUCUCAACCAUGCAGCUUUCUGGUGCCGGCGAGGCAGUUCUCGUGGGAGGAGCCUUGGUCUUCGCCCUGGUCUUUGGCAUAUCAGUGUAUGCCGCGGCCUGCAACUUGGAUGGGAAGGACCCGGACGGAGUGCCAUUCAUUUCCAACAUCACGAAGAAUGUGGUGGAUAGGCAGACGUUUUUCGAUGAGUCGAACGAUGAUCAAAAGUGA
This is a messenger RNA of Symbiodinium pilosum, 888 nucleotides long. The record is from the annotation of a GenBank genome assembly. Lineage: Eukaryota; Dinophyceae; Suessiales; Symbiodiniaceae.